Molecule: messenger RNA, 1782 nt
Organism: Chlorella variabilis
Lineage: Eukaryota; Viridiplantae; Chlorophyta; Trebouxiophyceae; Chlorellales; Chlorellaceae
Exons: 12
Coding region: 1-1782 (593 amino acids)
Source: RefSeq, a predicted model, not a curated record
AUGCGCCAGGCGCGAGUGGCUGCGCAGCGGCUGUCGGAGCUGCGCACUGGGCCCAAGCCAGGCAGCGGCGGCAGCGAAGCACUGAGCCCGCUGGGCAGCGACUACAGCGAUGGUCCCCGCAGGCUGGUGGCCGACCCAGACAGCCCCACCUCGCGGCUGCUGGAGCGAGCCGCGCAGCGCAGCCUCGCCUCGUCAGCGUCCGCCAAAAACACGCCAGAGAAGUUCAGUUACAUGAAGGACAUCGCACGGAACCCGGAGCUUGCCCGCGCAGCCCGCCGAGCGCUGUCCUCCUCGCCCGACGUCGCAGGCUCGGGCGCAGGCGGCGGCGCCGCGGGCAGGGGCCCCGGCGGCGGCGGCGGCGGCGGCUCCCUGCAGCCGCUGCAGAGCGCGCCAGAGCUGGACAGCCUGACCGCGGUGGUGGACCAGCUGGAUCGGGAUGCCGAGCAGGAGAGCCGCAUCAACCAGCAGAUGGCGUCGGUCAUGCUGGGCCGCCUGCAGAGCGGGCGCAGCGCGGCGGAGCGCGCCCUGGGGGUCAUGCAGGCGUGCGCCGCCGCGGAGGCCGCCUAUGCUCGAGCCAUGGCCUCGGUCGCCAAGCUGAGCCUGUGCAGCGAUGCUGAUGGGCCCUCCCUGCGGGCCGCCCUGGAGCAGUUCUCAGACCUGCCCGGCAUGCUGAGCGCGUGCCACAGCAGCAUGUCGGAGCGGCUGCACGAGGCCAUCCGCAGCCUACAGGCCCUGGUCAACGACCUGCGGGCGGCAUGCGAGGAGGUGGGCAGCGGCGCCAGCCGCGCCAAGCGGGAGGUGGACGGCAGCAGGCAGGGGCUCAAGGCGGCGCUCAGGAGCCACCAGGACGCGUGCCAGGCCUUUGAGCAGGCGGCGGCGCAGCGGCAGCGGCCUGGCGGGCGGGGCCGGGGGGUGGAGAGCGACCCCUGGCUCACAGAGGGGUGCCUGGUGGAGCAGCAGGUGCGGCUGCAGCGGGCGCAGCAUGUGGAGCGGCAAUACUUGGGCAAGUCCUUCCAGCGGGUGGGCGAGCUGGAGCGGCGGCGUGCGGGCGCGGUGCAGAAGACUCUGAGCAGCUUUGUGGGCAUCUACCGCGCCGAGGUGGUGCCCGUUCAGGGCAUCGCGGGGCAGCUGCAGGCACUGCUGGGUGAGGUGGAUGCGGAGGCCGACCUCGAGGCCUUCACAGAGACCGCCGCCAGCAGCGUGCACAGGCGACAGCCCAGAGCCCAGCGGCUGCUGCCCAGGCCUGCACGCACUGCCGAGGCGCUGUCGGUGCGGCAGCGAGAGACUGUGGACCAGAUCUGCUCCGAGCUGCUGGGCAGCGCCGAGAUUGUGCGGCAGGGUGCCAUGGAGCGGUGGGACAGCAGCGUGAGCUGCUGGCAGCGCGGCCACCUGGUGCUCACCCAGGCCGGCUUCCUGCACUGCUUCGCGCCAGACUCUGCGGCCGCCAAGGCAGCCGGCGGCACCAGCGGCGCCAACGGCGGCGCCGGCAGCAGCAGCGGCGGCGCCAACGGCGCCUCGCGCGGCGGCAGCCCGGGCCAGGUGUCCUGGGGCGGCGCCAAGAGCUGGGCGCCGCCAGUGGAGAGCUUGAACCUCUCCCGUUGCUCCUUUGAGCAAGGCGAGGCCCCCGUGUUCCGCAUCAUCGAGUCCGGCGGCGGCGGCCUGGCCAGCUUUGCGCUGUUUGCCGCGCGGCAGCGCACGAUGACGCUCAAGGCGGGUGGCAUCGAGGAGUGCAUGGACUGGGCGAUAGCAGUGAGGGAGGCCAUUGCCGCGUGCGUUGGCUGA